Molecule: messenger RNA, 1515 nt
Organism: Vicia villosa (hairy vetch)
Lineage: Eukaryota; Viridiplantae; Streptophyta; Magnoliopsida; Fabales; Fabaceae
Exons: 5
Coding region: 1-1515 (504 amino acids)
Molecular function (GO): RNA-DNA hybrid ribonuclease activity; nucleic acid binding
Source: RefSeq, a predicted model, not a curated record
AUGAAGGAUAUUCUUGCCACAUAUGAGGAAGCCACCGGUCAAGCUAUUAAUUUCCUUAAAUUUGAAUUCUACUGCAGUAGGAAUGUCGAUUUUGAUACUAGGAUAGAGUUGGCUACGCUUCUAGGAGUUCAACAGGUUCUGGGUACAGGGAGAGAGACUAUGAUCAAGUAUGUUCUGCAAUCCAUUCCAACUUAUAUUAUGAGUCUCUUCCUUCUUCCCUCCUCCUUAAUUGAUGAGAUUGAGAAGAUGAUGAAUCGGUUAUGGUGGGGUCAUAAAAGAGAUAGAGCUAAAGGUAUUCAUUGGCUUUCAUGGGAUAGAUUAUCUAUGCCUAAAAGUGAAGGGGGUAAGGGGUUCAAGAAUAUCAGUGCUUUCAACCUCGCGAUGUUAAGCAAACAAGCAUGGAGGCUCACAACCAAUUCAGAUUCUCUUGUAGCUCCAUAUGGAGCUCAAAAUUUUGUGAUUAAGGGAGGCUUAAAAUGGAGCAUAGGGUCAGGAGAGAAUAUUUCGGUUUGGGAUUCGUUUUGGCUGUUCGAUGGUACUUCUCUGACUAAUCCUUGGCCUAACAAUUUGGUGGUGGAUAAUCUUAAGGUCUCAGAUUUGAUGUCUCCGAAUGGUAAGCAUUGGAACCAAAGUGUUAUUCAUUCACUUGUAGGGGAAGAAGCAGCUGAAAAGAUUCAGAAUACCCCCCUCUUUACCGUAGUUCAAAAUGAUAGUUUAUUUUGGAAACAUGAGUCUAACGGUAAAUUCUCGGUUCAGAGCGCUUACAGGUACUGUAUCAAUGAUGCCAUUGACACCUCUCAUCUUAGAAUCAGUGAGAGAUGGAAUCUGUUGUGGAACAUUAGGACCCCCCCAAGAGUAUCCAGUAAAGACCAACAAGCGACUUUCUCAGUUAUAUUAUGGAGUAUAUGGAAAGGAAGAAAUAACCUUGUUUGGAAUCAGGUGGAAGAUUCUUCGACCAUUAUUUGUCAGCGUGCCCUUCAGUUGUUGACAGGAUGGAGAGAGGCCCAACAGCUUCACCCCAAUAAUGGGAUUAUUAACCCCCCGUCUACCAACAUCAGAUGGUUAAAACCUUCGAGGGGCAGACUCAAGUGUAAUAUCGACGCAUCCUUCUUUCAUAACAAAGUUGGAAUCGGUGCUUGUAUUAGAGAUGAUACAGGUCAGUUUAUUGUAGCCCGAACUGAAUGGUUUUCGCCUUGCACAGAUGUUGCUAUUGGAGAAGCUCUUGGUCUUCUAAAAACCUUAAAUUGGGUACAUGAGCUGGGGUUUGAUAAUAUGAAUUUCGAGUUGGAUGCAAAGCGAGUUGUGGAUAGUGUGACUAAUCCCAAACCCAACGACUCGGACUUUGGAGCUAUUACUGGCGAGUGUAACCGGUUAAUGGCUCUUUUCUUUAGGAACUCUCAUGUUGAGUUCGUUAGAAGACAAGCUAAUGAAGUGGCUCAUGCUCUGGCACGGAAUCUUGAAAUUCAUGACAAUCUGAAACACACCAAUAGUUCAAAAGCGUCUAUGCCAAUAUAA